This is a messenger RNA of Eimeria mitis, 507 nucleotides long. RefSeq lists its product as uncharacterized. Lineage: Eukaryota; Apicomplexa; Conoidasida; Eucoccidiorida; Eimeriidae. The transcript has a single exon. The coding region runs from base 1 to 507 and encodes 168 amino acids. The record is from RefSeq and is a predicted model, not a curated record.
AUGAAGAAGUCGUCGCUGUCCCUGGAGGACUUCGAAAACCUUCUUUUCCAGGCAGAACGCCUCUGUGGAUAUGCAAUGGGGAAAAUGUCACUAAGCUACCGAGCCAAUCAAGCGAUGUGCGCCAGAGAAACUCUCGGAGUGGUUUUUCUUGUCAUCGAUACUCUGUACUGUGCAGCAAAAAUAUUGGGGGACCGCUCGAUGAAGGAGCUUUGGUGGCCUCGGAUAAUGCGUCGCAUAGAAGGUGUAAAGUACAUUCCCAGCGCAGUGGUACCGUCGCUUACCAAGUGCAUUAGGAACUUAGACGUCGCACGCACGCUGUCUGCAGCGCUAGAAUACUACAGAAGAGGCGAGCGGCCUCCGCCUCGCAUGGUGAUCGGCUUGAAGGAAGCGCUAUUCUGUGAAAAGUGCCCUUCGUCGAAGUUCAAUCAAGAAAAGUGGGACUUAUGGAGGGAAGACGUGAGGAGCUGGCGCCGACACAUACAGCUGAUGUUGGCCGAAAGUAAAUGA